ACGAAUUCUCGGAGUCAGAAGAGAAGAAGCUUUGGAGUUAAGAGCGCCUUCAAUCUUGCACUGAACAACCAACCAACUGUGCGCCAAGAGGAAUCCCAGCAAAAGACGUCUUCAUCAAAAUGAACUUCUCCUAUUUAGUUGCAUGUGGACUUCUGGUCACCUUGCUUUCAGAAAAGAUGGAUGCACAACCUUUAACUCAAGCGCAGCAGAAGUCUCUUAGAAGUUUGCUCGGUGAGGAGCUGGCAGAGUUUCUGGAGUCUGGAGAGAGCGAAAGGCGACUGGACGCCGUGCGCUCUCGGAUGCGGUUACUGCGAGAUUUACGCGUGGAUACCCGAGCCAGAGGGAUGUGGGCUCGUCUCCUUAACGACCAACCUGCCUCCAGGAGACACAAAUCGGGGAGCAAAAAAGGGGGCUCCACGUCGCGGAGUGGCUGCUUCGGACAUAAGAUGGACCGGAUAGGGACCAUCAGUGGCAUGGGCUGCUAGGGUUGGAGCAACACCGUUGAAGAUCUCUGGACGAUGGGUUUGGAGAGCAAAAACUCACUUUGUUCUCACCUGAGGAUAAAAAAAAGGGGGAUAUUCGGUACGAAAGCAAGCCGGACCAGCAUAAACAGAGACUGGGAUCAAACAAAGUCUUCAUAUCAGUUUCUACAUAUAUAACAUAAAUAAAACAUGUAUAUAUAGACAUACAUGUAUUCCACACAACAUGUUCAACAGAUACGAACACGGAGAGAUCAUACAACGUGAACAAUCCUGUAACAACUACAAGGCUGUGUAUUAUUGCUGCUGCUGCUGUACAUUCAAGUACUUCAUCCCGCCCCUGCAUAAAUGUAUUUAUGUUUAAAUAAUAUUUAUAUGUUUAUAAAAAAAUAUAUUUAUAAAUGUGUUUUAAUUUAUGUAACAAUUGAUGCAAACUGCAGGCCAAUUCUGUUUGUUACAUUUUCUUUGUCUCAAAUAGUUGUGAAUGUUUCAAAAAUGAUAAAAACAUAAAUUGACAUGCACUCUUA
This is a messenger RNA of Oryzias melastigma (Indian medaka), 1006 nucleotides long. It is a transcript of the gene nppc, whose product is annotated as natriuretic peptide C. The record is from RefSeq and is a predicted model, not a curated record. The transcript has 3 exons. Gene Ontology annotation, molecular function: hormone receptor binding; hormone activity. NCBI's taxonomy places the organism in Eukaryota, Metazoa, Chordata, Actinopteri, Beloniformes, Adrianichthyidae. Gene Ontology annotation, cellular component: extracellular region. Gene Ontology annotation, biological process: cGMP biosynthetic process; receptor guanylyl cyclase signaling pathway. The coding region runs from base 120 to 485 and encodes 121 amino acids.